Molecule: messenger RNA, 5427 nt
Organism: Coturnix japonica (Japanese quail)
Lineage: Eukaryota; Metazoa; Chordata; Aves; Galliformes; Phasianidae
Gene: RAPGEF6
Product: Rap guanine nucleotide exchange factor 6
Biological process (GO): small GTPase-mediated signal transduction
Molecular function (GO): protein binding; guanyl-nucleotide exchange factor activity
Source: RefSeq, a predicted model, not a curated record
UGAGGGGCCGAGGGGCCGCCGGCGGGGCCGGGCCGCGCUCCGCGCUGUGGGACCGGGAACUCGGCGGGGCACGGCGGGAGGAUGAGCGCGGCCGUGGAGCCCAGAGUGAAACAGGCGCUGCGGAAGAAGCCGGCGGAGAGGACGCAGGAGGACCUAAAUACUAUCUACUCCUUCCUCCAUGGGCUGGACAUACUCUCACACUUCAGGGAGCAUCAGCUGAGAAUAAUGUCAUCCAGUGCUCGCUAUGAGAGGUACAAGGGCAACCAAGUUCUCUUUUGCUCAGAAACCAUUGCAAGAUGCUGGUACAUACUGCUUUCCGGAUCUGUGCUCAUGAAGGACUCCAUGUUUUUACCACCUUGCAGUUUUGGCAAGCAGUCUGGAGGAAAACGAGGAUGCGAAUGUAUCAUACUGGAGCCUUCAGAAAUGAUCGUGGUGGAGAACUCCAAAGACAAUGAGGAAAGCAUCCUGCAAAGAGAAGUCCCGCUCCGGCAGUCCCGGCGCAGGUUUAGGAAGAUCAACCAGCGGGGUGAACGCCAGACCAUCACCGACAACGUGGAUGCCAGCAGCUACCUGUCGCUUCCAGCUGAUCUUACCAAGAUGCAUCUUACAGACAAUCCUCACCCUCAGGUGACUCACGUCCCUUCAAGCCAGUCUGGGUGCAGCAUUGCCAGCGAUUCUGGGAGCAGCAGCCUGUCUGAUAUCUAUCAGGCUACAGAAAGUGAGAUGGGAGAUGUUGAUUUAACAGGUCUUCCAGAAGCACCUGUAGACUCUGAAGAUGAAGAAGAAGAGGAAGAUGAAGAUAUUGACAGAACUUCAGAUCCGCUCCUAGGGCGAGAUGUUGUACGAGAGUGCCUUGAGAAAGAGCCUGCAGAUAAAACUGAUGAUGAUAUCGAGCAAUUAUUGGAAUUUAUGCAUCAACUCCCUGCCUUUGCAAACAUGACAAUGUCUGUAAGAAGAGAACUUUGCUCAGUGAUGAUAUUUGAAGUAGUGGAGCAAGCGGGAGCCGUCAUACUUGAAGAUGGCCAGGAGCUCGAUUCUUGGUAUGUUAUUUUAAAUGGCACAGUGGAAAUCAGCUAUCCUGAUGGGAAGAGCGAGAGCCUCUGUAUGGGAAAUAGUUUUGGGAUCACUCCCUCCUUGGAGAAACAGUACAUGAAUGGAGUGGUCAGAACCAAAGUAGAUGACUGUCAGUUUGUGUGUAUAGCCCAGCAAGACUACUGGAGAAUUCUGAACCACGUGGAAAAAAACACUCAUAAGGUUGAGGAAGAAGGAGAAAUUGUUAUGGUUAAGGAACACAGGGAGCUGGAUCGCAGUGGAACCAGAAAGGGACACAUUGUUAUCAAGGCAACACCUGAGCGGCUCAUCAUGCACUUGAUAGAAGAACAUUCUAUUGUGGAUCCAACUUACAUCGAAGAUUUCCUUUUAACGUACCGAACGUUUCUAACGAGCCCCUUGGAAGUUGGGAAUAAACUCCUGGAGUGGUUCACAGUGGACAGCCUCAGGGAUAAGGUUACCAGGGUGGUUUUACUGUGGGUGAACAACCAUUUCAAUGACUUUGAAGGUGAUCCUGCCAUGACUCGAUUUCUAGAAGAGUUUGAAAAGAACUUAGAAAACACGAAAAUGAAAGGCCAUCUCAGAUUGCUGAAUAUUGCUUGUGCUGCCAAGGCAAAAUGGAGACAAAUUACCUUGCAAAAGCCUUCUAGAGACUCACCUCUCUAUUUCAGCCUUCUUGGAGGAAGUGACAAAGGUUUUGGUAUCUUUGUUGAGACUGUGGAAGCGGGGAGUAAAGCUGCAGAAGCCGGACUUAAGCGUGGUGAUCAGAUAAUGGAAGUAAAUGGACAGAACUUUGAGAACAUUACGUUUGCAAAAGCUCUGGAAAUCUUAAGGAACAAUACUCAUCUCUCCAUCACUGUAAAAACAAACAUUUUUGUGUUUAAGGAGCUGCUCUGCAGGAUAGGGCAGGAGAAGAAUGGAAUCCCACAUAUUCCAAAAAUUGCAGAGAAGAAAAACAACCGCUACUCCAUCCCAGAUAUGCCGGGAGAUGUGGAACAGAUGUUCCCCCGUGAAAAAGGAAACAAGAAAUUGAAAGCAAACACCGUAUCUGGUGGGAGAAACAGGAUCAGGAAAAUUUUAGACAAGACUCGAUUCAGCAUCUUGCCUCCAAAACUCUUCAGUGAUGGCAGCGUGAGCCAAUCGCAGGAUGACAGCAUUGUUGGGACGCGGCAGUGCCGGCACAGCCUGGCCAUCAUGCCUAUUCCUGGGACACUCUCAUCCAGCAGCCCCGACCUACUGCAGCCUACAACGAGCAUUUUGGAUUUCUCUAAUCCUUCAGCUGUUGGGUUUUACUAUAUUCCAGACCAAGUAAUAAGAGUUUUCAAAGCAGACCAGCAGAGCUGUUACAUCAUCAUCAGCAAGGACACCACGGCCAAGGAGGUGGUGAGCCAUGCUGUCAAUGAGUUCAACCUGACUGGAGCCCCCGACACGUAUUCCCUGUGUGAGGUGUCCGUCAGCCCCGAGGGGGUCAUCAAGCAGCGCCGCCUUCCAGAUCAGUUCUCCAAGUUGGCCGACAGGAUUCAGCUCAAUGGGAGGUAUUAUUUGAAAAACAACAUGGAGACGGAAACCUUAUGCUCAGAUGAGGAUGCUCAAGAGCUGCUGAGAGAGAGCCAAAUUUCCCUCCUACAGCUGAGCACCAUUGAGGUGGCCACUCAGCUUUCCAUGAGAGACUUCGAGUUAUUUCGUAACAUCGAGCCUACAGAGUACAUCGAUGACCUUUACAAGCUGGACUCCAAAACAGGAAAUGCUCACUUGAAGCAGUUUGAGGAUGUCAUAAAUCAAGAGACCUUCUGGGUUGCCAUGGAGAUUUUAGCUGAGCCCAACCAACUCAAAAGGAUGAAGAUUAUUAAGCAUUUUAUUAAAAUUGCCCUGCACUGUCGAGAGUGCAAGAACUUCAAUUCCAUGUUUGCGGUUAUAAGUGGGUUAAAUCUGGCUCCAGUGGCACGACUCAGAGGCACUUGGGAAAAGCUACCAAGCAAGUAUGAGAAGCACCUCAGAGACCUUCAAGAUCUUUUUGAUCCAUCUCGAAACAUGGCGAAGUACCGCAACAUCCUCAGCAGUCAGAGCAUGCAGCCUCCAAUUAUUCCACUCUUCCCUGUUGUCAAGAAGGAUAUCACAUUUCUACAUGAAGGAAAUGAUUCCAAAGUGGACGGCCUGGUAAAUUUUGAGAAACUCAGGAUGAUUGCCAAAGAAAUCCGCCAAGUAGUGAGGAUGACCUCAGCCAACAUGGAUCCGGCCGUAAUGUUCAGACAAAGGAAGAAGAGGUGGAGAAGUUUGGGGUCUCUGAGCCAGGGCAGCACCAACUCCAACAUGCUGGACGUGCAGGGAGGAGCGCACAAGAAGCGCGCACGGCGCAGCUCGCUGCUCAAUGCCAAGAAGCUGUAUGAGGAUGCGCAGAUGGCGAGAAAGGUGAAGCAAUAUCUCUCCAACCUGAACGUGGAGACAGACGAGGAGAAGGUCCAGAUCCUGUCCCUGCAGUGUGAGCCUGCCUACAGCACCUUGACAAAGAAUUUAAGUGAGAGAAGAGGGGCAAAAUCCUCGGAAAUGUCUCCAGUGCCCAUGAGAUCUAUUGGUCAGACCACUAAGGCCCAUCAGCAGAACAGAAUGAGCCAAGUUCUUCAGGUUCCAUCUGUGAACUUAUACCCCAGCAGGAAGAAGGGGCUUUCAAAGGAUCACGUCACCUUCAGUACAGGCUCGCCACAGAAGUCAUUAAGCUUGUCUGAGGAAGUAAGUAGCAAGAAACAGACAGAUGACACAAUGUCCAUGGCAUCUUCUUUGCACUCCAGCCCCCCAGCUUCUCCUCAGGGCUCUCCACGCAAAGUUGGUAACAUCCCAAGGUCGGAUAACUGCAGUCAGAUGAAUCUCUCUGGGUCUUCCUCGUCCCUUGCCAGUGAAACCAGCAACAAGAACAGCGGACAACGCAGCUAUGGAAUAGGUUAUGCCCUCAUUCCUUCCACCAAAUCUGACAACUUCUCAGACUCCAGUCACAGUGAGAUCUCCUCCCGCUCCAGCAUUGUCAGCAACUGCUCGGUGGACUCCAUGUCGGCCGCGCUGCAGGACGAGCGCAGCUUGUCGCAGUCAAUGCUGGUGGUGGACUCAGCAGGGAUGGAACGGAAGGAGCAUUCCCAGGCGGAAUAUGGGCAGCCCUGCCCCGGCUGGUCGGUCACGAGGCCCGCUCUGAUCAGAGGGAUGGCCUUCACCUCAUCCAUGAGCAACGAGGAGAUCUCCCAUGAGCACAUCACGGUGGAGGCAGCAGACAGCGGCCGGGGCAGCUGGACCUCGUGCUCAAGUAGCUCUCAUGAUAACUUCCAGAAUAUCCCAAACCAGAAGAGCUGGGAUCUCCUCAAUUCCUAUCGCCACACCCAGCUGGACGGACCUAUUGCUGAGGUUGAUCCUACAAACUGUUACUCAGAGGAGGCCUAUUUAUAUUCCGAAGCCUUUUCCAAAAACAACAGGCAGUCGAAAGCCAGCACAGAGCUCGAUCAGUCUCGGCAGAGCUGGGCCUCCUCGAGCUCCCUGUCAGACACAUACGAGACAAACUAUGGGACCAUUAAGCGCAGGGGGCUGGAGAACUCGACGUCAGAGCAGACAGAGGUUUUGGACUCUAAACCUGGCACUGACACAGCUUACAAAACUGUUACUUCAAGUACAGAGAAAGGCCUGAUAGUGUACUGUGUCACCUCACCUAAGAAGGACGAUAGGUAUAGGGAGCCUCCGCCCACCCCUCCGGGAUAUAUGGGGAUUUCUUUAGCGGACAUAAAGGAAGGAUCGCCCCACCACCCACACCUAAAACCUCCCGACUAUAGUGUGGCAGUGCAGAGGUCAAAGAUGCUGCACAGUGACCUCUCUAGACUCUCGUCAGCCCCUCUCGGGAGCGACCCGGUGGCCUGUCUUGCAUCGAAGAUGCCUCAGUGGCAUAGUCGGCAGCCGUCCGGCCCCCAGCUAGCAGAUAUGCCUGGCGCAGAUAGUGAAGAGGAUGAAGAUGAACAAGUAUCAGCAGUGUAACCAUCGGGCUAUCCACGUCAACCACUUCCAAACAAGAGGGAUGUGGGAAGGAGGACCACAGGAUCCCGUUAGCGACUGCUAACAACUUGCUGCUACUCACCUCACUCAUUGCGUUCGCCUCUGUCACGGAUGGGAUGAACUGAUGGGGUCAUCGCCGUCCCCUCCCUCUGCUCUGCUGCAUCCCCAGGGCUGUGUGUGCCCAGCAGGGAGGGCACCGGGGGGGGGGGGCUGUGGGGCAGGAAGCAUUCUGUAGGAUACCAUCCAACCCUCACUAGUUCCUUCCUCGUUGUUUUCUACACCUAAGAGUGUUAUUUUAUGAACUGGGAAGAAAAAAAAAAAAGAAAAAGUCAGCAAAACCCGAAGGACGUUGCU